UAAGCCAGGCUCGGGGCCGGGUGCGCGCUGGGUCCUCCCUGCCAAGAGGCAGAGGAGGGGCCGGCACCUCGGCGGCCAGAGGACCCGACGAGCGCCUCCUUUACCUCCCUCACCUGGUUUGACUGGUUUGGGUGGCGGCUUCGACAUCUCGCUUCCUGGAGCUGCAAAUCCUAAAGACCCCGCCGAAAAGCCCACCGCUUGCCCGUCACCUGGCACUCGGGCACCCCAGUUUCUUUUCGUCAGGCUUACAACGGUGCGCCUCCCAGGACCGGCGCCCAACCUUGGCUGCACGAAGAGCGGACGCAGGCAGAGCUGCUCCGCCGUGUGCCCCGCCCCGCCCCGCGGCCGCCGGAGCCGUCCUGAACGCGCGCCGGGCCGACGAGGAAGUGGACCCCGCCUGGCCGAGCGCUUAUUGGCUCCCGGGCUGGCAGCUUCGCCGCAGCGGGAGCGCGGGCGGCGCGCACGGCGGCGGAACGGGCCGGAGCCGAGCGAGAGCGAAGCGGGCGGGUGCCAGUGCCGCGGGCCGCGCGCGCUCCCAAUAGGGAAGGGCCGGAGCUGGCCAGGGGCGCGCGGGAGAGGCCACGCUCGCCGUAGCCCCGCCCCGCCCCGCCCCAACGGGGCUGGAACCCGGGACCGAGCGGAGUGGAAAGGGGCGUCAGGUGGCCACCCCUACCUGGCAUCCCUCUAAUCCAGGAGGAUCGUGGGGAAAGAGGCUGUGGGCCUCUCCGGGAGCGAGCUGCGGGUAGCGGCGCACUGGGGACAGGCGCGCGCCUGGCUGUCGCCCUUGCCGCUGUGUUUGGGAGGACUCGAACUGGCGCCAGGAAAUAUUAGGAAGCUGUGGUUUUCAAAGCUAAUUAUGAAAACAUUUAUCGUUGGAAUCAGUGGUGUGACAAACGGUGGGAAAACAACACUGGCUAAGAAUUUGCAGAAACACCUCCCAAAUUGCAGUGUCAUAUCUCAGGAUGAUUUUUUCAAGCCAGAGUCUGAGAUAGAGACAGAUAAAAAUGGAUUUUUGCAGUAUGAUGUGCUUGAAGCACUUAACAUGGAAAAAAUGAUGUCAGUCAUUUCCUGCUGGAUGGAAAGCGCAACACUCUCUGUGGUAUCAACAGACCGGGAAAGUGCUGAGGAAAUUCCCAUUUUAAUCAUCGAAGGUUUUCUUCUUUUUAAUUAUAAGCCCCUUGACACUAUAUGGAAUAGAAGCUAUUUCCUGACUAUUCCAUAUGAAGAAUGUAAAAGGAGGAGGAGUACAAGGGUCUAUGAGCCUCCAGACUCUCCGGGAUACUUUGAUGGCCACGUGUGGCCCAUGUAUCUAAAGCACAGACAAGAAAUGCAAGACAUCACAUGGGAAGUUGUGUACCUAGAUGGAACAAAAUCUGAAGAGGACCUCUUUUUGCAAGUAUAUGAAGAUCUAAUACAAGAACUAGCAAAGCAAAAGUGUAAGUAUUGUGCUAACAAAGUGGAAGGUAGAGGAGAAACAGCCAGGAAAAUAGUUCAUUACAGAAUGCUAAUGUAGGAGUGAUUGCGCUCAUCCAUUCUUUGCUUUGAGGACAAUUCAGAAUCAGAAAUUCUGGGGGGAAGGUUUCGAGACUCAGUUAGUUUGUCUGUCUGUUUUUAGGGGUUACAUCUCUUAAUGCUAUUUAUGUGAUUUACUUUAAAAUGUUUAGUAGAUGGCUGUACCAAAUGGGACUGGAAGUAUCCUUUGGGCAGAGCAUAAUUAAAAUGCUGAUGAUUUUGUUUUAGUAUGUCCAGAGCUCCCCGUUUCUUUUAUUCCCUUAAAGAUUUCCAUAAAAUUUCUACUUUCCAAAUACCUCAAAGAUAAAACAUUUUAAAAAGUAUUAUGAAGUGUUUGUUUAAGGUUUUCAUAUUGGACAGCACUUUCUGCAAGUGCCAGAGAUUUGCCUAAAUAUGGCUUCAGCAGAAAGACAGUACAGGGGUAAUGGUGGCUUCAGACCCAGCUGGAUUAACCCGUUUAUCCUAGUGUUCCACUGUUGGAACCCUAAGCUAGUAGGAGUUAUUUACAUCCUAAUGCUCAAGGUCAUCACCAAGGUCUGGUUUUUCACACAAAAAAAUUUGCAACUUCCAACAUUAAUGGGUUAAGGAACUCAAAUAAGGUCCUCAGGACUCUGCUUCUAUUCUACUUUCUAUUUAGGGUUUAUUUUGAAGUCAGGCUCUCCACUGACCUGUUGUCUGUUGACAACAACAUCCUCCUAGGUCCAUCAGUCCCAGUGUGAAAAGAUACCUUUUUCAAGAUUUGACCAUGAGUUGAUAAAUGUUGGAGCCGGGUAUUGAGUACAAGGAGGUUCAUAUUUAUUCUCACUUCUUCUGCAUAAAUUUGAAAUUCUUUAUCUUAAAUCAUUUUCUAAAAAGCAGUGUUCUGUUGUAGCCCAGAUGAUUGGUCCUGCUGGAUCACAUGACUUGCCAAAGCGAUCGUUAUGGCCAGAGAGAUGGCAUACUCUGAUUGGCGAGGUCUGGAUCACGUAACCCAUCUUGUAACUGAACACCCCACCUAAGACCUUCUGAUUUUAAAAAUUUCCCUGGCCAGGUGCAGUGGCUCAUGUUUGUAAUCCCAGCACUUUGGGAGGCUAAAUUGGGAGGAUUGCUUGAGGCCAGGAGUUCAAGACCAGCCUGAGCAACAUAGUG
Messenger RNA from Piliocolobus tephrosceles (Ugandan red Colobus), 2640 nucleotides. It is a transcript of the gene NMRK1, whose product is annotated as nicotinamide riboside kinase 1. Bases 857 to 1513 code for a protein of 218 amino acids. NCBI's taxonomy places the organism in Eukaryota, Metazoa, Chordata, Mammalia, Primates, Cercopithecidae. The record is from RefSeq and is a predicted model, not a curated record. The transcript has 8 exons.